Molecule: messenger RNA, 7012 nt
Organism: Meleagris gallopavo (turkey)
Lineage: Eukaryota; Metazoa; Chordata; Aves; Galliformes; Phasianidae
Source: RefSeq, a predicted model, not a curated record
GGGGUGGAGCAUCCACAGCCUCUCUGAGAUUUCUUUGAAAAUAGGAACCUUCCUGGAAGCAGGAGCUUUGUGUGGGGACGUGGGUGGUUUGGCACAGCCCUGCACCAACAUUCAAGCCCCACAGAUCAGAUUCAGGAGGUUCUGUCACUCCUUUUGCCAAAUAACCAUUGGAUUUGAAAAACUUUUCCAGCAGCCAGGACCCCAGUUUGCUUUGUCUCUUGAAAAAUAUCAUGAAUGCCUGCUUCUUAUAUUCCUCCACUGCCAUCCAUCCACAUCUUCCCAAAGAAAGAGCAGCUCAGCCAUCCCUGUUUGAGGGCAUUACUUCAGCCCCAGGUGAGACCUAAGCCCUGCUGUGAAUCACCAGCAACCCUCAUGUAACCGAGCAUGGGGGCUGCUGUGAGCACAGGGGCUGCUCCGAUGUGCGCAGCAAAAGGGUUGAAUGCCUCAGAAGGAAAAAAUGUGCUUGUUAUUUUUAACUUCAGUUGACUAUAAGAGCCUCUCCUUCUCCAGCAAGGUUAUGGCAUACCUGGUAGGGGUAAAGACUUACAAGAGCUGAUCAUCCAGCGUGUGGUUCAGUCAGGUCUGGUAAAUGCAAGGUAAAAUAAUGCAAAAUUAAAACAGUUGAAGUUGAAGGAAACCAGGCUGUCUCCCUGGUGGGCUGAAUGGCUCGCAGUAACGCUGAGCAGGGGCUGCAGGCUGGGGUGCUGACAUUCUUGCUCUGCAGCCUCAAUGUUUCUUUUUCCUCUUGGCUGCUGGCUGCCGCUCCUGGGAUUUUCUGUGUUGGAAACACUUUCUGGUACAGUCGAUCAAAAGGGCUCCCGUUGGUUCUCCUCGGUGUUUUAAGAAGCAUCUCUAAGCAGUUCGGUGCAAAUCACCCUACGGUCCGUGUAACCACCAGCAAAAGCCUUUGAUAGGGCUGGGCUGGCGCUGCAGGCUGUGGCAGGUGUGGGGAAAUGAAUCAGAGCUCUGGUCUGCAGAUCCCGCUGGGGAUUUCCACUUGGAUUUCCCCUUCAGCAGACCUGGUGGUUGUGAUCGCCGUGCAGCGAAGGUUAAUAAUAAGUGGUAUGAAGGGGAUGUGAGCCCGCCACAGAUAACAGUGAAGUUACUUGGACUCCUUGGGGGGAUCAGUGUUUUCAGUCGACCUCUGCAUGUGAAAAGCUGUGAGCAGCUCAGCACAGGCACCUGCAGAAACUUUCAUUUGGCAAAAUUCUGACUUACAGGUCCUUACAAGUUAAUUUUUGAAACAAAAGAUUAAUUGAAGUGCUUUGGAUUAGUGUGAGACUGGCCUGGCUUCAAGGCAGCGGGGUGCUGGUUGCGUUACUUUGCAUUCUGAUGGCGUGGGUCGCGGUUGGGAUGUGGGGGGUUCUGGCUCUGCCCCUCACUGGGAUGCUUUUCAUCAUAUGGCUUUAGGGAAGAUUAUGGAGCAAGAGCUCCCUGCAGGGACGGGGUGUGAGAGCUGUUUGAAAGCUGUGUGCGCUGCUUUGGGCAUCUGUGAAAAAUUGCUCCCACUUAAAUCUGCUGGAAACUUGGGGAAGCUUUAACUGCUCCUGAGUGAAAGAGGCUUCACUGCUUCCCCAUACAGCAGGUACCCGUGUGGAUGAGUGGAUGGGCCCCUGGAAAGCUCCCUGCUGCACCAGACAGGCUGUGCUUUGUGGGCAGUGCAGGGCUGGUUCUGGCCUCUGGGGGCCUUCCUGCCUAAUGAAGGCUUGGGCCCAGCAUCCGUGAUAACACAUCGUACCUCGUGUAAAUUUAGAACAGAUUGCAACCGAUUUUCACAUGCUGCUGCUACAGUAUUCUUUCUCAAGCUAUGCCAGAUUGCUUCGUGCAGCAAAGCAGCUCCAGCUUUGUGAGUGAGGAGUCUGGGACCUACAGAGCUGUCCUUCAGUGCUCGAGGAGCUGUGUGCACCUCUCCACUGCAGGUGUAUGGGUGCUGCUGAGUGAGGGGCUCCCAGUGCCUUACACUGGAGAAGUUUCACGUGGAGGGUGGCUUUGUAGUGACUGUAAUUAUCUCCUGGCUCACCUCUGCAGGGAUGUGUGAGGACUUCACUGGUGACAUCCCAUCCCUAUGAGCAUGGCAGGUGUGAUGACUUUGAGAACCUAGGUUCCUUGCUUCUAGUUUUUUCCCUUUGCUGCCUUUUGUUUGUCCUGUCCAUUAAAAUUGUGCCCUGCAUGUAAGUUAGGGCCCAGUGGUAUCACAUUCCUAUAGCUGCUCUGCCCGCACCGAGCAGGAUGAGGGCUGUGUUUGUUCCUCAGCACCCGAGCUGCUCCCACCUGUGAUCUGUCACUCCCCAGCACUCACAUAGGUGCCUAUAGAUUCCUUUCCCAGGGUACUUAAUGCUUAGAACAGAAUCUAUUGUCCUUUGGGCCCAGUACUGCUGGGGCAGUGCCGGGGGGGUGUCCCUGGGUCUGUAGCCAUGAACCAUCCAUAUAGGUGUACUGUUGUGGCUCCAUGGAUCAUAAAUGUUGCUGCUGAGAUGAAAUGGAAUUUUAAGGCUGUAUCCCUUGGCACAUUCUCUAUGAUGCUGUGACUUUCCAUCUGAAGGGAGCUGAUGAAAUCUAUUGACUUUUCCAUCUCUUAGAAGAGUCUGUAUAUUGUAAGAAUAAAAUGUGAAUUAAAAAAAAAAAGGAACAGCAGCAGCUGCAGUUUGAUAGAGGAAGAUGGGCCAGUGAACAAAUACUUUCAAGCAAGUUGGUCACUGAAGAGUUGUCCAUAGCUGAGCAAGAGCCGUGCUCCAACCCUGCAUUCUUGCUGGCCUGUUACAGGGCACAGCUGCAAUGCAGGGGGCAUCUGUGGUGCUUACAGCUUUCAGCUGCCUGUAGCCCUGGUCAGGCCAUGCUUUGGUAACUUCCUUUUUAGAGGUGCUUCAGUGUGAGCUGUGGUGGGACAGAGCUUGGGGCCGCUGCUGGAGCCAGUCCUGUCCUUGCAAAGAGCUUCCACCUGAAGUGCCCUGUCCAGGCCAAUGAUACGAUUUCUUUCGGCACUUGGGUUGACAGAAACAGACACAAGCAGAUCUCCUUUAGAGUCUCACUGGUGUCAGGCGAGCAGUGCAUUGAAUUCUGUUGUUUGCAUGGCCGUGGUGCCCAUGCUGACAGCAGGCUGCUCAGAGCUGGGUGAGGCGAGGGCUGCGGGUGAUUUACAUGCUGCUGAGCUGUCUCCAGUUCUCUAUAAUUUAGAGAUGCAAAACUGAGCCUGAAAGGAAUGAGCUCCAGAUAAUUAGGUGCUUGUCUGCAGGUGUAACCAGCGUGGCUGCCUGCAGCUGCUGCCCUUAAUAUUGCUGAUUUUUGUUUGGAAGCAUUGGGGAAUGAACGAGAUGCUGGCGCAACAAAGAUGGGUUCUGCUGUUCUAUUCCUCCCACCCCAUUCCAUCAGCUGAUGGUGAGGCUGAAGGGCAGCGUGGCACAGAGCAGGUAAGGGUGCUGGAAGAGGGGUUUGGUGGACUGGGCACUUGAAAGUACAGAAGUUGGAGGAUAGAGAGAUGUGUGCAGUGUAGAUCAGGUGAUGUUAUGGCAGGCAGAAGGGGCAGGAAGCGUCUGGGUUACGUAGCAGGAAGCACUAAGAUAAAUGAUCCUUAGUUGGGUAAAAAGCUCAAGAUGAAUUUCAGGACAAGUUUUUAUUUUCAGGGAGAGUGCUGGUUGGGAGCAUGGUGUGAUCUGGGUAAAUGCUGACAGCCUCACUGCUUGCAGCGUCUGGAUCAGGACUGCGCAUGGGAGCAGUGCUUAAUGAGGAACCCUUAAUUAGCAGAGGGACAGAUGAGCCCACGGCUUUGUUAGUGCUGAGUGGGGAUGGAGCCAUGUGAGGGAUGGAGCCCCGGGCAGCAGUGGGGAGCUGCCUGGGCAGUGCUCCGGUGCAGCACAGAGCUGCUCGUUGUGGUGUUUGUUGCACAUGUAAAAUAGCCCGUGACUGAAAAUGUGAAGAGAAUUUGGUUUUACCAUUUGAUACGGAGAAUAAGGUGAUGAUUAAGAGGCCAGUUUACAUAAACACUUUGUUGAUCCACUUACAUUUUAUGUGUCCUGACAAAUAGCAAUGCAGUUGGGAGUGUUGACUCCACGUGUUGCAGUAAGGGUCUUGAUAUCAAACUGUAAAACAUUGAAACAAGCUUAAUAGUAGCUUUUGCCUGAAGAUCCUUUUGGUUAUAAGUAAGUACAGCAGGUGAUGAAUCUCGGAGCAUGGUUUGCAUCUGCUUGCAGCAGUAGGGCUGUAGUUUGCAGCCUGGUAGUUGUAGGCAGUGUUCCCACUGUAAACCCCACUGCUGCCAUUUUGCAAACACCUUUUAAUGUGUUCUUUUAUUUGAGCAGUCAGCAGUCUGUCCUUGAUGUCAGGAUUAAUGAUGGGUGUGAGGAGGACGUGGCUUCUUAGAGAAGUCUUUGCCUGUGUCUCUGAACCUCUGACUGCAGUUUGAUGUGCUCGUGCCAGGAAAAGUUGUUUAUUUUUGGGGGUGUCUCGAUGGGUUUUGCUGAUUUAAAGUACCUGCUAAACAACCAGGCACGUGGCUGUGCCACUGCUCUGCUGGGGCACGGGGAGCAGCUGCUUUGGAGCAGAAAGUUGGGAGGGUUUGCACAACUUCUUCCUGAGGAUGGAAGUUCCUGUGAUGGAGUUCCCUCAGACACGGAGCGCUGAUGCUGCUCAGCACUGCCCAGCUGGGGGCCCUUCUAUUCUGUGCACCAGAAAGCUGCAGAUGGUGCUGAGGGUUUGGGUUUGCUGUGGUUCCAUGCUCUGUACGCUCGCCUGAUGGCUUUGUCUCAUAUUUUUGGCUAUUUAAUGCACAGUUGUGGUACAAGCAGGGCCAUGCAGUGGGGUUGUUUAACCCCGGGAGCUGGCAGAGAGCUCACUUGUGUUGGACAGGAGGAGAUCUUGGCGAGGAAUUCCUCCUGGCUGUAAGUGCUGUGCAUUUGUUGUCUGUGUGGCAUGGCAGCAUGGGUGGUGUGCAGCAAUAGGGGCUGAAUUCCCCUGGUAGCAAAGAGUGCUGUGGGCAGGCUGCACUGGUCACCUCGCUCACGGCGCUGGAGCACCGCUCUGCCCAUCCCGUCCCAUAGGAGCCCCAGGAGCACCACUCUGCCUUUCCCAUCCCAUCAAAGCCCCAAGAGCACCACUCUGCCCAUCCCAUAGGAGCCCUGCGAGCCCUGCUCUGCCCAUCGCAUCCCUUCAGAGCCCCAGGAGCACUCUGCUGCCCACCCAGUGCCUGCAUUUGCCAGAAGCCAGGUGCAGGAAAUAAGCACUUUCUCCACCCUUUGGAUCUCAUUAGGGCUUACUGGAACUUAAGGCACUUCUGUAUCCAUCAGUCUUGUGCUCAGAUCAAGUCCUGUAGCAGAAGGACUUAAAGGUUUCCUUUUAAUCUGAUGAGAACCAUCGCUUUCCAGAGAUGAUGUGGGAGCAGCUGCCCUGGCAGCAGCCCACCCAGCCCUGGGCGCAGGCAGCAAGCUGACUGCUCAGAGAAGAUUAUUUUCCCAUGGCUUACAUGAGUUCUAAAAUAAGAAAAUAAAUCCUAACCUGCUCGAGGAUGAAACAGUUUUUCCAAACUCAGGAACGGUCCCUUUUGGAGUAGGGAUCGCUCAUUUGUUUGUUCCUUUCCCCCUUUAUUUCAUCUGGGUGCCCUCGGUACCUUUCCAACUCGGGAGAACUACAGCAGUUGGCUCCACACCGAGACGCAAAACCUGUUGGCAGCAGCUUCCUUGUGUGGGCGAGGAGGGGACUUACUGCCACAGGGAGGCAAGUGCAAACAGGGCGAUGGUGGCUGUGGCUCUGCGUGGGGCGGCGGGAGGAAGCAGUGCUGCCCCCACCUCCCUCCCCGUGCUGCUCUCCUUAACGUGCUGCCCUCAGGAUCCCCCGCGGCCCCGUGCAGCAGCCCCUGGAGGAGCGGAUCUUCACGCCGACCGUCUCUGCCGUGUACAGCACUGCUCCUUACCCCUCAGGACAGAAUGCAGCUCCAGCCACGCUGGUGUACCCUCAAGCUCCACAAACAAUGAACACUCAGCCUCAGACCCGCUCGCCGUUUGCAGCGGGGCCUCGACCUGCCCAUCACCAGUUUUUUCAGAGGCCUCAAAUCCAGCCUCCACGAGCCACCAUCCAGAACAGCAGCCCUUCCAUCCGUCCUGGUGCACAAACACCGACCGCAGUGUAUCAGACCAACCAACACAUCAUGAUGGUUAAUCACCUGCCGAUGCCGUAUCCCAUGCCUCAGGCACCCCAGUACUGUAUACCACAGUAUCGGCACAGCGGCCCGCCCUACGUCGGGCCCCCCCAGCAGUACCCUGUGCAGCCGCCGGGGCCAGGCCCCUUCUAUCCAGGACCGGGUCCUGGAGAAUUCCCCAACGCCUACGGAACACCUUUCUACCCGAGUCAGCCGGUGUAUCAGUCAGCGCCCAUCAUAGUGCCUACGCAGCAGCAGCAGCCUCCACCAGCAAAAAGAGAGAAAAAAACGAUCCGGAUCCGGGAUCCGAACCAGGGGGGCAAAGAUAUAACAGAAGAAAUAAUGUCUGGCGGGGGCAGCAGGAACCCAACGCCGCCCAUCGUCAGACCCACCUCCACCCCGACCCCUCCUCAGCAGCUGCCCAGCCAGGUCCCAGAGCCCGGCCCUGUGCUCUAUGGGCCAGUGGAGAGCAGCCACCUCACCGCCAGCACCGCCGGCCCCGCGGCCAUCGCCCCGAAGCAAGAAGAGAAGCCAAAACCAGACCCAGUAUUAAAGCCGUCUUCUCCCGUGCUCCGGGCAGAGCCCGCAGCAGAGAAGCAGGACCCGGCCAUGGCGCUGGCUGAGCCCACCCCUCCGCACACCCCGCCGGCCCCCGCUGCGGCCCCGUCGCCGCCCCCGCCCCGCUCACAGCCGCUGCCACCGCCGCUCCCGCUAAACCCUCGCCCACCGCCGACCCCGAGGAGAGAUGUGAAGUCGCUUCCCCCAAGGAGGAGGCGAUGCCUCUCCCCGGCCCGGACACGUCGGUCGCGGAGCCCGCAGAGGAGCCCCGCGGCGAAUUGUGCCGGGAGGCGGGCGGCGCUGCGGCCCCCGGUGAUGUUCCGGUGA